CGCUCGCGCAGGCGCAGAGCCGCCGGCGCGCGCCCUGCCGCUCGUGGACACGCGCGGACCCCGCGAUGGCGGACGGCGACCUGCAGCUGGUGGCGCGGCGCAUCCGCAGCUUCCCGGACUUCCCCGUGCCGGGCGUGCUGUUCAGGGACAUCUCGCCCCUCCUGAAGGACCCUGACUCCUUCCGCGCGUCCAUCCGCCUCCUGACGAAUCACCUGAAAGAGACCCAUGGCGGCAAGAUCGACUACAUCGUGGGCCUAGACUCCCGAGGCUUUCUGUUCGGGCCCUCCCUGGCCCAGGAGCUCGGCCUGGGCUGCGUGCUCAUCCGGAAGCGAGGGAAGCUACCUGGCCCCACCUUGUCCGCCUCAUACACACUGGAAUACGGGAAGGCUGAGCUGGAAAUCCAGAGAGACGCCUUGGAGCCAGGGCAGAAGGUGGUUGUCGUGGACGAUCUGCUGGCUACUGGCGGAACCAUGCGUGCAGCCUGCGAGCUGCUGGGCCAGCUGCGGGUGGAGGUGCUGGAGUGCGUGAGCCUGGUGGAGCUGACCUCGCUGAAGGGCCGGGAGAAGCUGGGGGCCGUGCCGGCCUUCUCUCUUCUGCAGUACGACUGACUGCUCCCCCCAGAGGGGAGUUCCAGCCUAGGGGCUGGCCGCCGGCCACCAGGGGGCGCUGGCCACCUGCCUGGACCUUUCACCAUUUUCUCCAGUUGCCCUUUUCUAGGGCCUGGGGCUACUGUCUCGGGCCCUUCCUGUGGGUCCCGGAGGUGCCAAGGCCUGGAGCUGGUGGCUCAGGCCACCGCAGUUCCGUUUACAAACACCGAAAGGAGAAGAUGAAUAAACUGCUUUGCUAGA
This is a messenger RNA of Hyaena hyaena (striped hyena), 848 nucleotides long. RefSeq names its product adenine phosphoribosyltransferase (gene APRT). The record is from RefSeq and is a predicted model, not a curated record. NCBI's taxonomy places the organism in Eukaryota, Metazoa, Chordata, Mammalia, Carnivora, Hyaenidae. Gene Ontology annotation, molecular function: adenine phosphoribosyltransferase activity; adenine binding; AMP binding. Gene Ontology annotation, biological process: adenine salvage; AMP salvage. The transcript has 5 exons. Gene Ontology annotation, cellular component: cytoplasm. Bases 66 to 608 code for a protein of 180 amino acids.